Molecule: messenger RNA, 441 nt
Organism: Peronospora matthiolae
Lineage: Eukaryota; Oomycota; Peronosporomycetes; Peronosporales; Peronosporaceae
Source: the annotation of a GenBank genome assembly
AUGUCGUCCACCAGCAACGCCUCCAUUGACAAGUUCAACGGAGACAAUUACGCAACGUGGAGCCGGUACAUGCGCGGUGUGUUUUUGACGAAGUCCGUCUGGCACGUUGUCAACCGUGAAGUGACUCCGACUUUCACCGACCCGCGAGCGUCCGAUGACUACGUCAAGGCAAGCAACGUCGCGUUUGGUAUGAUGCUGCUGCACAUGAACGCGGACUACCAUCAUGUGCUGGACAACUGCGAGGAAGCCUGGGUUGCGUGGACAAGUCUGAAGACGCUGUACGGUGGGUCGCAGAAGGCAGGACGCAUCUACCUCAAGCGACAACUUUUUGUUGAAAAGACAGCGGCUGUGAAGAAGACACCUCGUCAAGCUGCGUCAAGUGUUGAAGCAAGUGGAAGACCAAGCUUCGCUAUACCGGUGGGUACCGGUAUGUACCAGUAA